UCGAUAGCUUGUUGCUGGUUGUAAUAGUCUUAAAUAAUUUCGCAAUUCGGAAGCAUAAGUGUAACGUCCCUGUAACAUCCGUGUAGCCUAUUGAAAGAAUUUGUUUUCUGAGUAAAACAGAAGAAUUCGAAGAAGAACUGGGAAUAUCAACGAGAGAGAGAGAUCAAUACCCAGGCAGGAGUGGUAAAGAGUGCAAACUGCAAGAUCUUUUGACAAGUUAAACUUUAGAAUAGUGAUUGAAGAAACAUAGCAAUUGACAUAUAUUUCUACAAUUAAUCAAUUCAAUAAUUGAUAAUCGAUCACAGAAAAAGAAAAAUGGCUGAGGAUUCAACAAAGCACGUUGUGUUUUUGAUUCUUGGAGUCAUAGGCUUCGGCCUCCUUCUUGUAGUUAUUUUGGUACCAAUUAGUUUUGUAGGACUUGAAUAUUAUGAGAUGGGAUUUAAGAGACAGAAAUCAACUGGAACAGUUAAAACCGAUAAAGUCUACGAAGGCGGCAAGCAUUUUAUUGGUCCAGAUUAUGAAUUUAAAGUAUUCCGCUCAGAUGCUCAUUUUGUUACCUUAACCGAUGUCUCUGUUUUCACUUUGGAUAAAUUAGAGGUAGACCUAGAUAUUUCGUUCCAGUAUUUCCUGCGACCAGAUCAACUCUCUUUAUUACACAGUCAGUAUGAUAUUUACUAUAAGAAUAUCAUGAAAACCAGUGCCACUGAUGCCUUAAAGGGUCAAGCUCCUAAUUACAGCACUAGACAGUAUAUUAGUGAAAGGAACACUGUAGAGGAGGCCAUGUUUAAAGCUGUCAGAGAGAGGCUAGGAGGAAAAUGUUGUGCAAAAGACUGCUCUAAACAUAAACAUGCAUGUCCUCCAGGAUGUAAACCUGCCUCUUCCUGUGACUUGGCAGAUAAAGGUUUGUUUGUGGAUGUCAAAUAUUUCCAACUAAAAUCUGUUAAUAUACCCGGAGACGUCGAGGAAAGAUUUCUCAAGGCCUUAACUUUACGAGAAGAGGCUGAUAAAGAACAUUUAUUGCAAGAGGCUCAAGUUGUUCGUAAAAAUACCGAAGCUGAGGUUCAACGCCGAAAGAAUCAGGCCAUUGAAAUAAGUCAAAAUGCCACAGCCCAGUCUCAACUUCUGGAGGCCAUCUCACAGGCUAACUACACAGCAACUAUAGAAAAGGCAAGAAGCAGUGGAUUAAAGCAACUAUACACCACACUGGGUAUUACCGAUCAGAAUAUUAAAAACAGUUUUGACUAUCUUCGCACCUUGCAAGGCCUUGAAAAUGUCCAUCUUACAGUGGACUUCCAGCAGCGUAUCGCAGGCACCUUAUAAUAUUUCAGAUACUCAACCAUUCAAAAUAAACUUAAUUUUGAAACACAAAUAGAAGAAGACAUUAUUAAAAACUUUCAAUUUUUUAUGAAAUUAUUGCGAGUGGUGGAGAUGCCAGUAAUUGCAACGAAUAUUUUCAUGGAUAAUAUGAAUAAUUAAUAAUAUUAUUGGAGUUCUCAGGAGUAUUCAUCAAUAUUUUAACCCUUUAAAGCUUCAUACACAUAAAUAAGAAUUAUGUGAUUUUCAAGCAGCGUUCAUAAAUGUUAAUUUAAGAAGAAAAUUGUUUUAUCGUAAUGGGGAAUAGAUAAAUGUGUUUGUCUCAGAAGUUACAGAAUCACUGUAAACCAUUAAAAAUUCAGUCUAAGCAGAUAAUAUAUAAAACAAAAAUCUUGUGCAAUUUAAUAUAAAAUUACUUGUGAGUUUUGCUUUAUUAUAAUCCUUUAAAAGUACAAUAUAUUUUAAGGAGUUUUAAUUGCUAUUGAAUAAAGAACAAGUGCGAUAUAAUUAUUGCCUUAAUUUACAUAUAAUUUAUAACAUGUUUUAUACUGACACUAAUUUUAUCCAGUUUAAGAACUUUUGAAUUUUUCUGACAUUCAAAUUAUCUGAUUGAUACAGAUGCUGCAGUAGGACAUAAAGUAAUAUAUAUGGCCACCUAUAAGAGAACUUGGUAGUCUAUAAACUAACUGAUUAGACAACAGAUACAAAUUAUUAUCUGAGAUAGUAUUUUACAUUCGUUUUUAUAUUAAUAGAAUUCACAUAACUUUGUAGUCUAUAAACCAGUUGAAUAGACAGCAGAAAAAAAAUUAUUAUCUGAGAUAGUAUUUUACAUUUGUUUUUAUAUUAAUAGAAUUUGCAUAAUCUGUUAUUAAUGUUAACUUUUUUUCAUAAUUAUUUUAGUAUCUUCAUGUACUAAGAGAAACAAAUUUGUAUUUCUUAAAGAUACAUUAUGGGAGAUUUUAAUAGAGAGUUGGCCAUUCUUGCUAUAACAGUUCAAAAAUAGAUGAUGAAACAAGAAUAUAUUGAAAAUUUCAGUCAAAUUACUUUAUUCUGAACAAAGUUAUCACCAUUGUAAUUUUUGACUAGAAAUAGGAGUCAACUCUCUCUUCACCGUCUCCGAGAAUGGACGAUCGUUUGAUUGACAGGCGUUAACUCCACCUUCAUAAUCUCGAUUAUCAAGUAACGUUUUCAAUGGCUGUGGUUUGAGACGGGGUUGCAAUUCAAUUCGUAUCACAUUUAUUUUUACUACAAAUUAAAAAUAAGACUUUUAAUAUAUAGAUAAGAAGCGAAAGUUUGAAAGGAAUGGACCAAAUCAAUGAGGCAUAAUUAUAGCUGACUUCUUGUUAGCCUGCGUGUACUCUUGUACUGUAACUGGUAGGUCUGCGUAACUCCCGAACAGUGAUCCAAUGGAGCUGCAAUUCAACUGAGGUGAUGUUAGCUGCAAUGUUUAUCAAUUUCUAUAAUUUUUCUGUAAACGCAAGUGACAAAAGAGCGUAGCCUAUAAUACCGACAUCCAAACUCUCAUUUUAACCACAACUAAACAUAAUAUCAAGGCCGUAUAUAUCGCACUUUCAAUCAAAUUGACUGACAUGCGGCCUCGCUUCGUACAAUCUAUCGUUUAGCCUCGAUCUAAAAUUAUUUCUGGGAGUAUGACGUCAAUGUAACGGUUAAUCUCCGCUUACGACGCCAUUUAAAAAUUUAAUCAAUCAACGAAAUCCUGUUUAAAUCCAAGCCGAAUCCAAGCCAUCCGUGGGUCUUGUUGUGUAAAUAAAGAUCUAAUUUAUAAUUUCUAUGAAGUCUAAAUAAAGACUUGGAAUAAUCAGAUUUAGCUCUUGCAUAAUGUAUGUUUAAUGAUAUAUUGGGUAAUAAUGAACUUCAUCGUUUACUGAACAUAAAUUACUUUCUGGUUUAUUCUAUAUUAUCACUAAGUAUGCAUUACUUUUUUUAUUAUAUUUAUCACUAAGUAUAGAUUACUUUCUGAUUUAUUAUAUAUUAUCACUAAGUAUACAUUACUUUUUUUUUUAUUAUAUAUUAUCACUAAGUAGAAAUUACUUUCUGGUUUAUUAUAUAUUAUCACUAAGUAUAGAUUACUUUCUGGUUUUAUUAUGUAUUAUCACUAAGUAGAAAUUACUUUUUGGUUUAUUAUAUAUUAUCACUAAAUAAACAUUAACUAUGUGGUUAAUAGUAUUUAUCCUUAAGAUAGAUAUGACAUUGUGUAUGUUAGUCAUUGUUGGGUAUCUCUUUUGAAUUUUUUAUAGAAUGAGAAUUUACACUAUGCAGCUGUCUCUCAGGGAAUUUAUUUCACAAAAUAAUGCUUGAAAAAUUUGAUUAAAUUUUUUACUCUUUUGGUUCCUUUAAAGAUUAUUUUUCAUUAAAUCAUGUAGUUAAUGAAUAAAAUUGUUAGUUUUGAGUUCUUUAAACUACAAAUUUUUAUUUAUGGAUAUUAUUUUUUUUAUUACAUAAUAUAAUAUAUCUUUUUUUUAGAUGGUUGCUUAAAAGAUCUUUUUAAAGUUUUGAAACAACAUUCUUGGCAUGACAGAAUUUACAUUGCCAAUUUUAAUACAUGCCAAUCGGAUUUUAUAAAAUUUGGUUCAUAUUAAUGCUGUGAAAUUGAUUAUUCAAUGAGUAUGUCCAUGAGUAGAUUAAAUAGUUUUCAUAUUUUGUGGGAUAGUUUUUAAUAUUCCAUAAAAAUACAUGUUGUGUUCAUGAAAGUCCAUAGAAAAGACCAGUUGCAAACUUAUUUUUAUCCUUAUAAUAACUUGUUUGGUUUUAGUGUUCUAAUUAUAUUGCACUGUGAUACAUUUUUGUAUGACUAUAUAUCUUUUUUUCAUGUUUUGAUGUUUCAUUUUGUUUUACACUGACCGCUGUAUAAAUUGAAAGUACAAGGUACAUAAAGCCACUGAUCGGCAUUUGUAUUUUUGGGGAAAUAUCUCAUUUUUCGGGAAGUUUAAUCCAUUCUAAAUUGUACUAAGAUUGAUUAUUUAACAUUUAAUUAAGAAAAUAAAAUAUAAUUAUCAAAGGAUAAUCGCCCGGGUUGGAUUCAGUUGUCAUUAAAAAGAGACCCAUCAAAGAUUUUCGUAGAGAUUGUAAGUGGCUCUGGCUUUUUGACAUCUUCCUGUUUAUUGUCUGUGGGACGUGCCAAAAGUUGACACAUUUUCAAUCCCUCAUUAUCUUUGACUUGAACCAUUUUUGAACUGAUGUCCCUUUAGAGAUCCAACUUUCACAAUAUUGUAGUUUGUAUGGGAUUAAAGAUCCUUCAAAUGACAAUCAAAGACUUUAACAUUGUAAUGGAUGGUUAAUUUGGAGUGAUCUGAAUUUGUGUCUCAGAUCUUGGAAUUCAAAUUAACAUAAUAUUGAAUAAUUGAUUUAAUUUGACCUUCCAAUCCUUGAUCCCAUUUUAGAUCACACCAUUACAGAAAGCGGUAAAUUGAGUAACUUAACUUUAUGUAUUUUAUAAAUCUUGCAAUAUAUUUCAUUCAUGAUAUAGCUCAGUCUUUCCCUGUCUUAUUCAGAAUAAAAAGGUUUUUCAUUAUAUAAAUAUGAAUUUUAAAGAUUCUUGUAUAUGAAAUGUUAUAUAAAUUAUAUAAUCCUUUUAUGUAAUUUGCUCAACUAUUUUAUAUUCUUUUAAUAAUGUCUAAAUUAUACCCCUUUAAAUCCAUUUGUGUCAAUUUUCAAUAAAAUUUUAU
This is a messenger RNA of Patella vulgata (common limpet), 5000 nucleotides long. RefSeq lists its product as uncharacterized. The transcript has 7 exons. NCBI's taxonomy places the organism in Eukaryota, Metazoa, Mollusca, Gastropoda, Patellidae. Bases 316 to 1320 code for a protein of 334 amino acids. The record is from RefSeq and is a predicted model, not a curated record.